Halichondria panicea is the source of this 937-nucleotide messenger RNA. RefSeq lists its product as uncharacterized. The record is from RefSeq and is a predicted model, not a curated record. The transcript is spliced from 4 exons. Bases 122 to 724 code for a protein of 200 amino acids. Lineage: Eukaryota; Metazoa; Porifera; Demospongiae; Suberitida; Halichondriidae.
CUACACAUGCAUGCACACUGCAUGGCCCACAUCCUUGUGCAGCCCAUGCAUAGAGCUACACUGAGUUAUAAUUAAAACCUGAGACUGUGCCUUUUUGAGAGAAGUAAAGAGCUACAAAACAAUGGCUACCCAAAUACAGCUUCCCCCUGGUCAUCACACAAUAAUGGGCACUGACAUCAGACUUCAAAAUUCACAGGUGAUUAAGAGAGGGGAUAGUGACACACCAUACUUCAAACUAUGGGUGAAUUCGAAGGCAUUCCAGGCUGAUCAGUUGGUCUAUAUCGACACCAGUGAGCAACGAAUGCUGUACAAUCCUAUUACCUAUUCUGGCAGCUACAAGACCAACUUGUCCAUUGUUAUGGUAAUGAAAAGGGAGCAGUCGGGUGUCUACACCCUCUCUAGUGUCGUACUGCCCAACAACGACCUCAUGCCUACAGGGAGUAUUAAAAGCACACCUGUGUCCACUAUCUACGAUGCAAAUUUCCAAAUGGGUGCUAGUACCAAAUUCACUUUCAUUCAUCGCCUCAUUGACACCAAAACCUUUGCAAUCUACACUGAAAUUGACGACGACCCUAAACAAAGAGCGUACCUACUACCGCAAGUUGACGACACACAAACAGGCCAGAGACAAUACGUAAUUCGAGCUGUGCAGACAAAGGAUCAAGACCCGAAAGGAAAGUACUUAUUCAGUACUAGCGUUUGUAAGUUUCCAGGACUCGGAUGAGACGCACCAUUCUUUGACUGAAAGUACUAUAUAGAGUUCAUAUUGCUGUUUUUGUACAAAGAAUACAAUAUCAGUUAAGACUUGUACUUACAUGAUAACAUUUAUAGCUCCAAAUGUUCCAUUAUCUGUAAAAAUCAGUAGCUAUAGAUCUAAGUGAGUUUCUAUAUUCUGAAAUGGGCCUUUGUUCUUAGACAUCUAAAUGUGAUAAUAAUG